Molecule: messenger RNA, 3547 nt
Organism: Manduca sexta (tobacco hornworm)
Lineage: Eukaryota; Metazoa; Arthropoda; Insecta; Lepidoptera; Sphingidae
Gene: Aldh
Product: aldehyde dehydrogenase, mitochondrial
Exons: 11
Coding region: 126-1658 (510 amino acids)
Molecular function (GO): aldehyde dehydrogenase (NAD+) activity
Source: RefSeq, a predicted model, not a curated record
GCAUAACACUUGAGUUUGACAUUUGACAGUUGACACCCGUCGAAUUCAUUCAUUGUUCAUUCUCAAAUCGGAUCCGGAGCUGUUAUUGUAUAGUUGUGUAUAACCGUUUAUAAAUAAACUAAAAUAUGUUACGAAACUUAGGCAAAGUUAUAACACAAAAAGCUAAAUAUUCGGCUUCUGCUGCACCGGCACCGCAAACUAAUCCAGAAAUAUUAUAUACCGGCCUCUUCAUCAAUAAUGAAUGGGUAAAGGCAUCAGAUGGCAAAACUUUUAAGACUGAAAAUCCUGCAAAUGGCAAAGUGAUCACAGAAGUGCAGCAGGCUGGCAAAGCUGAUGUGGACAAAGCUGUUAAAGCAGCUAAAGAUGCAUUCAAACUUGGUUCACCAUGGAGGUCGAUGGACGCGUCGCAACGCGGGUUCCUUAUCAACAAGCUCGCCGACCUUAUCGAGCGGGACAGAGUAUAUCUGGCGAGUCUGGAAACGCUGGACAACGGCAAGCCUUACACGGCAGCGUAUUACGGCGACUUGGCUGCAGUUGUGAAGAACCUUCGCUACUAUGCCGGCUGGGCGGACAAGAACCACGGCAUGACUCUACCCACCGACGGGAAAUACUUCGCUUACACACGGCAUGAGCCUGUCGGUGUGUGCGGCCAGAUCAUCCCAUGGAACUUCCCACUGCUGAUGGCGGCGUGGAAGCUGGGCCCCGCACUCGCUUCAGGGUGCACGCUCAUCAUGAAACCAGCCGAACAAACACCCCUCACUGCGCUUUACAUCGCGCAACUUGUCAAGGAGGCGGGCUUCCCCCCCGGCGUGGUGAACAUGUUGCCGGGCUUCGGUGACGCGGGCGCGGCGCUCGUCGACCAUCCUGACGUCGACAAGAUCGCGUUCACAGGUUCGACGGAGGUGGGUAAGAAGAUCCAGCGCGGCGCCGCCUCGUCCCUGAAGCGUAUCACGCUGGAGCUGGGCGGCAAGUCACCCAACAUCAUCCUCGGCGACGUGGACCUCGAGAAGGCCGUGGAGGCCGCGCAUACUGCCUUGUUCUACAACAUGGGACAGUGCUGCACUGCUGGUUCCCGAACGUUCGUGGAAGACAAAAUCUAUGACAAGUUCGUGGAGUUGUCCGCGGAACGCGCCAAAAGGAGAGUUGUAGGGGAUCCCUUCAAACCCGAGGUGGAACAGGGACCACAGAUCGACAGCGAGCAGCACGGCAAGAUCCUCAGCCUGAUCGAGAGUGGGAAGCAGCAGGGAGCCAAGCUGGUGGCGGGAGGAGGCCGCGCCGGGGACGUCGGCUACUUCGUGCAGCCCACCGUGUUCAGCGAUGUCAAGGACGACAUGGACAUCGCCAGGACUGAGAUCUUCGGACCAGUGCAGCAGAUCAUCAAGUUCUCGCAGCUGGACGAGGUGGUGGAGCGCGCCAACAACACGGAGUACGGACUCGCCGCCGCCGUCUUCACCAAGGACCUCGACAAGGCCAACUACCUUGUGCAGAAGAUCCGCGCCGGCACAGUUUGGGUGAACGACUACAAUAUCUUCGGCAACCAAGUGCCUUUCGGAGGAUUCAAGCAGUCCGGUAUCGGCAGGGAGAACGGGCCUUACGGCAUCAACAACUAUACAGAGGUCAAGGCUGUUGUGGUCAAACUUACAGACAAGAACUCAUAGGUCAGCCUUAAGGGAUAGCAGUGGCGAAGGGUGACAUCAUGUGAAAUUGGACCCAACAUAUCGCAUCACUACAUAGUAUAAAACAAAGUCGCUUUCUCUGUCCCUAUGUGUGCUUAAAUCUUUAAAACUACGCAACGGAUUUUGAUGCAGUUUUUUUAAUAGAUAGAGUGAUUCAAGAGGUAGGUUUAUGUGUAUAAUAACAUCCAUUAAAUAGUGGAGAAAUAGUUAUUUUGUUAUGUUAUACCCGUGCGAAGCCAGAGCGGGCCGCUAUGUUUUUAUAUACAACGUUCACAGUUUUUCUGUAGUGUAUUUAGUAUCAGCAUUGCACCCGUGCGAAGCCGGGGCGGGUCGCUAGUUCUUAAUAAAAUAAUGACCCAUUCCAAAAUUGAUACUUUGUGGGAAUCGUCAAACAAACAAUUUCUGUUUGCGACCGUUUAGUUUUUUCCCUUUUUUUUUUUCAUUUUUUACCUAUCUUUAAUAAGCUUAAUUUUAUAGCAACUUCAAAAAAAGGUAGCAAACAAAAAUUAGUUUUCCGAUGACUGCCACAAAUUAACAAUUUUGAAACAGGUCAUUAUUUUAUUAAAAGUGCGAUAUAUAUGUGAAUGAAUGCGGUCUGUAAAUAUUUCUAAUGAUAAUUCGAUUUUACAUAACCAAAAGGGAUUCGAUAUAUGCACCCUUUGCCCUAGGUUAGUUGUAUGCCAUAUUGCAAGAAGUAAACUUUGCUAUACACAUAUUCAACUGAGGUAUAAGAAAAUUAGGUAAAGUCCGAGUGCCCUAAUCACUCUAUAGCGGCGAAUCCGUCUUUUUCCAAUUGCGGGCGAUCUAUUCGAAGGAUAAGUUCAAUAGCAGUAUAGGUAAGAGAUUCAAUAUCUGCUAUUUACCUAUGCGGCUAUUAUAGCUGUCUGAUUAUAUCGCGCGUGAUAGCAAAAAGACGGAUAUACCCUCGUAGACGGAAUAGGACCCUGUCCUUACUGUUUACGUUUGUUUUUUUUUUGUUAUCGUAUAUGUAUAUUUUAGGAUGCGUUUCCAUAGGAGUAGCAAGAUGAGAUGUAAAGAGUAAGCGUUGUUAUCAGUUGAAACAUUUUAACAGUUGAUCUAGUGGAAGCGCAUUCUAGCUGUGUAUCGUCAAUGUCUAAACUACGUGAUGUAUGAAAAUAAUGAUUUUUCUAAAUUCAUCUAAGACGAGAAGUCUCCAAGAUCCAACUUUUCGUCAAUUAUGUUAUGUUGGUAAAUUUGGUAAUAUAACCCAAUGAAAUUGGACCAAAAAUUAAUAUAAUAUGAAUAAUUGUUACAUGUAUAAGCCGUAAUGGGUAAAGUCACCAUGGGAAGUAAUAAAAGAAUGUAGAUAUUGAUUGCAAAUUGAUAUAUUUUAAAUAUUUAAAUACAAAUACCAUACUGGGUUGGCCUUGAGAACUAUUUCUGGAAUUACUAGUCGCACGCAACGUAAUGCAUUUAUAAAAGAUGUUAAAUUUUAAUAUUAAAAAUCUACAGUUAAAGAAAUCAAUAAUCAUACGCAAAAACAUCUUUCUUUCCUUAUAGUUUUUUUUUGCAUCAAAAAUCUGUAACGCAUUUUAAUUUAGGUACUGAUUUUAUAUGUGUACUUCUAGUUUUAUUAAGUAUAAGGUAUCCUAAAAUAAUUUCUAAUCAGUGAUAUUCGUAAAUCUUUGUGACAUUUUUUUUUUAUACAAACAUGUUCAUUACGUGUUCAUUGCUACCAAAGACUAAACUUGAAGGAAAAUGAAAUAAUUACUAAAUGUCGCAUUCUAAAAUGCACAAACAUGUUGUAAGAAGUAAAAAAUUAAUAUUUUCUCUUGAUAUCGUUGUCCUUUGUAUACUGUUCACUGUUACCUAGUUUUAAAUGUAAAAUAAAAAACUGUAUGUAUUUUAAA